This is a messenger RNA of Oncorhynchus mykiss (rainbow trout), 3573 nucleotides long. RefSeq names its product epithelial splicing regulatory protein 2. Lineage: Eukaryota; Metazoa; Chordata; Actinopteri; Salmoniformes; Salmonidae. The record is from RefSeq and is a predicted model, not a curated record. Gene Ontology annotation, molecular function: RNA binding.
CCCUUACUGAAAGUAAGAGGCUGAAUCAUACACAGGUAGCUCAGAAAAAUAGCGAGAGUGAAAAACAAUUCUGGGCUUGUCAUAGAGUUCGCGUGAAAGAAAACAGGGAUUUUUUCAAAUUUUCUUUACCAGUUAAACCAGUAUCUCUGGAUAGAACACGCUCAAGUACUUGAUCAGUUUUACCCUUGUGGUCCCUGAUGGCUUCGCACAGUGAUACUCUGGUGGUGUUCUUUGGGGCAACAGCUGGUGCAAAUGGGGGUAAACUGGGUUCGGAUGAGAGGGAAAUAAUUCUCUUGGUGUGGCAAAUUGUGGAUCUACAUGAGAAAAAGGUUGGGAAACUUCAGAGACGUCUUGUGAAGCCCGACUCUUUGGAGUUGACAGACCAGAGUAAAGAGGAGACUGGGCUGUCUGUGGAGGAACUCUACAAGGCUGAACCUCUGGACAAAGUUCUGCAACAGUUCCAGCAGUCCGUCUCAGCGGAGUUGAAGGCUCUGGGCAGAAGCUCCUACACACUGUGUGUCGACGGGCCCCUCAUCAUACGACAGGCCCUUCACCCUGAGGUCUCCAAGAAGAACCUGGUCCUGCCGGAGUGUUUCUACUCCUUUGUGGAUGUGAGGAAAGAGUUUCACAAAUGUUGUCCCAAUGCUGGACAGGUCCAGGACCUAACACUGCCCUCUAUGCUAGAAUAUGUGUGCAUCCCAGAACUUCCCCUGUCAGAGCAGGUGAUGGGGCUGAAGGAGGUGAGGUGUAUGGUCCAGCUCUCCCUGCACAUCCUGGCUGAGCCAUACAACCACAAAUUCUCAUGCUUUGAAGCUGUGAAGUACAAGCUUGAAUCGGGAGCAUGCAGUAAGACUGAGCCAGUGGACAGUGAGACAGUGAUCAGAGCCAGGGGGUUGCCAUGGCAAUCCUCUGACCAGGACAUCGCCCGCUUCUUCAAGGGCCUCAACAUCGCCAAGGGUGGUGUGGCCCUCUGUCUGAACGCGCAGGGCAGGAGGAACGGUGAAGCCCUGGUUCGGUUCAUCAACCAGGAGCACAGAGACCUGGCCCUGGAGAGACACAAACACCACAUGGGCAGCAGAUACAUUGAGGUAUACAAAGCCACAGGAGAGGAAUUCCUCAAGAUCGCUGGAGGCACAUCCAACGAGGUGGCCCAGUUCCUGUCCAAGGAGAACCAGGUGAUCAUCAGGAUGAGGGGUCUUCCCUUCACCGCCUCUCCCCAGGACGUGUUGACCUUCCUGGGGGCCGACAGCCCCGUGACGGACGCCAGCGACGGCCUACUCUUCGUAAAGUACCCUGACGGGCGGCCCACAGGCGACGCCUUCGUCCUGUUCUCCUGUGAAGAGUACGCUCUGAACGCCCUGAAGAAACACAAGCAGAUCCUGGGCAAGAGAUACAUUGAGCUGUUCAGAAGCACUGCAGCAGAGGCCCAACAGGUCCUAAACCGUUACAUGUCCACCCCUCUGAUCUCCACGCUGCCGUCCUCUUCCAUGGUCCCUAUGCCGGUCUUGGCCACGCCCCCUUACCUGGCGACUGGCAGCACGCGGGACUGUGUUCGUUUGCGAGGUCUACCCUACACCGCUGCUAUAGAGGAUAUACUGGAGUUCAUGGGAGAACACACUAUUGAUAUUAAACCACAUGGAGUUCAUAUGGUGCUCAACCAACAGGGUCGUCCCUCAGGUGACGCCUUCAUUCAGAUGAGGUCAGCUGACAGGGCGUUCAUGGUGGCCCAGAAGUGCCACAAGAAGAUGAUGAAGGACCGCUAUGUGGAGGUGUUCCAGUGUUCUACUGAGGAGAUGAGCUUCGUCCUGAUGGGAGGAACACUGAACCGCAGCGGCCUGUCCCCUCCACCCUGCAAACUACCCUGUCUGGCUCCUCCGGCCUAUGCUGCGUUCCCUUCUCCUGCCAUGCUCUCUGAGGCUGCUCUGUACCAGCCCCCCCUACUGGCCACCCCCAGAACACCCCAGCCCCCACACAGCCCCCACCCCACCCCCACCCUAGCCUACUACCCACCACAGCACCACCCUGCACAGCUCUACAUGAACAUGAACAUGAACUACACUGCGUACUACCCCAGCCCCCCAGUCUCUCCCUCCACGAUGAGCUACUUUGCGUCUCCUCCAGGGUCAGUAGCGUUAGCGGCCCAGCAGCCCCAUGCCCAAGGCCACGUUGCCUCUCCCAUGAUGCCCCAGCACGGCGCUCUAGUUAGGAUGCAGGGUCUGCCCUACAACGCCGGGGUCAAAGACAUCCUCAGCUUCUUCCAGGGAUACCAGUACUCUCCUGAAGACUACAGCAGCAUGGUUCAGAUGAGUCGAGGACAGACCAGGAGUCUGAUCCAGCCCAAAGAGUGGCUCUGUCUGUAGGGAGACUUGGCUCCAGCCGGACGCCGUCCUCCUGUUGUACAACUUCAGCGGCCAGCGUAGCGGCGAGGCCCUGAUCACCUUCCCCAGCGAGGAGUCAGCCAGGCGGGCCGUGGCUGAGCGCGCCAACCACCCCCUGUCUGGUCUCCCCGUCCGUCUGCUGGUGUGCUGCGACUGACCUCGAUCAGCUGACCGCUACCAUGGCGGGAGGAGUCGAGGACCACAACCACUGAUUCCUUCUCCCUUGUCACUUCCUCUCCCUCCACUACUGAUACAAACACACACGCACACACCUCCCCACAAACAAUCUGCUGACUCUCCUCCCUCUUAGCCUCUUUCUCAAGCUCCCUCUCAACAUUCAUACACAGACCGACAGACACCUCUCCCCACAGAACUUGGUUGUACACAUAUUUAUAUUUGAUGCACAUCCUCCUUCCUGUGUGUCUGGUACUGCAUAGAAGGGAAAUCAGAUGCUUGUUCCACUACUCCCUUUUCUAAAACUAGAAAAGACAAGGCCACUAUGUACAGUAGUGAGAGCCACAGUAACAUGCUGGAUGCUGAGCUUAAUGACAGCUACUUGUGUAACAGUGUUUGUUUCUGCUGUGAAAGCAUUUGUAUGGCAUGCAAUUAUAUUUAGAAUAAUAUGUCCAAGCACUCUGUCUUUGUUACAAUCCGAGUAGGCUAAGGCUCAAUUAGCCAAAGUCUCAUUUAGUUCUGUAGUAUACUAACAUGACAAAUAUUGAUUCUUUGUUUAAUCCAAAAAACUUCCUAAAAUGUAGAUUUUAUUUAAAUGUGAAAAGAGUUGGCUGUUCGUCUGCAUGAUCUUCAAGCAAUAUCCUUUAAAGGGAGUAGAUCUCUGUGCCAUCUGUUUUCUUCCAGACUAUAUUUGAUAGAAAACCGUGUCCUUCUGCAGCAUGCUUUCCAUUCUCCCUUGUUUUUGGACUAUCAAACUGUGUAAAAAAAUGUAUAUUAAGAAAACGCUGAAUGAGUGGUUCCUGUGACUGGGCUGCUGAGAACAUUAGUCUGGUUUCUCAUCUUUGCUAUGCCUAUAUUACCCAGAGUGCAAUAGCAGCCCCCUCUGUGGCUUGGCUGACCUCUGGUGGCUGAUGGGAAAAAAAUUGUUUCUUUUAAGCAAGUUUGAGACUUGACUUGUAUGAAUUUAACUACUGUAUGUGUAUAUAACUGUUUGAAUAAAUACAUAACUUUAUUGCCCCAG